AUGGACUGGCCAACCUGGAAUGAGGCAGGAGCUCGUAUGGGGGAGGAGGCGAUAGGGAGAGUGGGAUUCAUGGAUGAGACCUCCGGCGCCAUAUUGUCACUUCGCCAAGGGACAUGGAUUGCCGUUUGUGAGAACCUUUCCCCAGACAUCUCAUCCCCUUUUACAGACUGGGGAUACAUUUGGUCCGGAGAGGAAGGGGAGGCCUCUCGGGUUGACGAGGGGAUUGGAAACAGAAUCCUUGCGAUCCUCAAGCAGAAGAAGGUGGAAUGGAUGGAUGAAGACUACCCACCAAUACCGCUGGAAGUGGGGAGGAUGGGGAGUGGGUCUGGAGUGCUGGAGUCCCUGUCCUUAUCCCUCACAGGAUCCCUUCUUCACCUUUCUCUCCUUCAGGUCUCCUCAUUCCCCUUCAUGGUGGAUUUCCUGAAUGGGAAAGCGGAAUGCUGCACGACUUUCGGUUGA
Messenger RNA from Darwinula stevensoni, 459 nucleotides. The record is from the annotation of a GenBank genome assembly. Lineage: Eukaryota; Metazoa; Arthropoda; Ostracoda; Podocopida; Darwinulidae.